AUGUCUCCCAUUCCCGAGUCUCAUUACGGACGUGUGGAGGCCCUGAACCUGCCUCGCCUCAGCUGGGCCGCCUUUGCUGGCGACGCCGCCGCGGUGCGCCGGUGCCUGCAGGAGGGCGAGGAGAUCCACCAGACUGUGUCCCUGGUCAACCAGAACAAGCAGGAGGUGCACGGCAUCACCCCCCUCUACCUGGCGAGUCAUCACCCGGCUGGGUUCAGAGCAGCGGCCCAGAACGGCCACCUCGACGUGUGCCGUGAGCUCCUCAAUGCGGGUGCGGACGUGCUGCGCGGCUGCUCCAUCCCCGCGACCGGCGAGUCGUUUGGGCCCACCGACAUUGCCCUGAUUCACUUCCACCUGCGCACCUGGUGGCUGCUGAAUGAUGCAAAGGCCAAGCGCUGCAGCAAGCUUGCCGGGCGCCGCUCGAUGAAGCACGGGGCGCACCUGGCGCAGCCGCUGAUUGCGGAGGGGGCACAGCUCAGCAGCGGCGGCGCGCUGAUGAUCUGA
Molecule: messenger RNA, 504 nt
Organism: Monoraphidium neglectum
Lineage: Eukaryota; Viridiplantae; Chlorophyta; Chlorophyceae; Sphaeropleales; Selenastraceae
Exons: 4
Coding region: 1-504 (167 amino acids)
Molecular function (GO): protein binding
Source: RefSeq, a predicted model, not a curated record